Stegostoma tigrinum is the source of this 4224-nucleotide messenger RNA. RefSeq names its product minichromosome maintenance 8 homologous recombination repair factor (gene mcm8). Gene Ontology annotation, cellular component: nucleus; MCM complex. Bases 253 to 2736 code for a protein of 827 amino acids. Gene Ontology annotation, biological process: DNA replication; double-strand break repair via homologous recombination. The transcript has 18 exons. Gene Ontology annotation, molecular function: single-stranded DNA binding; ATP hydrolysis activity; single-stranded DNA helicase activity. NCBI's taxonomy places the organism in Eukaryota, Metazoa, Chordata, Chondrichthyes, Orectolobiformes, Stegostomatidae. The record is from RefSeq and is a predicted model, not a curated record.
CCGAAACGCGGGAAUUGGGAACUGUUUGGUGACCGUUUGAACUGAUUUGGUGGUUCUGUCCUGAUCGCCCGGUUACUGCAUGAAAAGCAGCGUCUGUGAAUGGGCGGGAGGAGUGGGGAGGGUGAUUAUCGGAGAUAACACAGGCCGCUUGUGGCGAAAUUUGGAGAGCCGUAACCGUGACCUGUGUGAGUGGGGCCGGCCAGCCUUCCAUUUCCCCCCCGCCUUCCCACUGCUUUAGGGCCAUCAUCCACAAUGUGCUCCGACUGGAGAGGCGGCAGAAGCUGGAGAGGUGCCAGAGGGAGUCCGGCAGGCGGAUGGAGGGGCAGACCCUGGAGAGGGAGAGGAAACUGGGACAAGUCCAGAAGAGGCGGAGGAACUUUUCAACAGAGAACACCUCAUCCACGCCUAAUUCAGGGAACCUUGGAUCAGUUUAUACCAUAUAAAGGAUGGAAGCUUUACUUUUCAGAAGCAUAUGUUGGAAACUCCCCUUUUGUACAGAAGAUUAGUGCAUUUGAGAAAUUUUUCACAAAUCAUAUUGACCUGUAUGACAAGGAUGAAAUAGAAAGGAAAGGAAGCAUCCUGAUUGACUUUAAGGAGCUUGUAAAUGAUGAAGAGUUGAAAGCUCUAAUGCCGAAUUUAGCCACUGAAUUCAGGGAUAUGCCAGAAAAAUUAUUGGAUUGCUUGGGAUUGGCAGUUCAUCAGGUAAUAACUAGAGAUCUUGAAAAACAGGCGGCUCAAUUGGAUCAAGGGCUACCAAAUGAAGAUAUUCCAAUUGUAAAUGUCCCCUUCAUUCAUGCAAGGAUUUUUAACUAUGAGCCUUUGACAUUGUUGAAAAAUUUGCGAGCUAACUGCUAUGGAAAAUAUGUUUCCCUUCGUGGGACAGUUGUCCGUGUCAGCAACGUUAAACCUUUCUGCACUAGAAUGGCCUUUACUUGUAAUACAUGUGGAGAUACUCAGAGCCUACCUCUUCCCGAUGGAAAAUACACACUCCCUACAAAGUGUUUAGCGCCGGAAUGUCGUGGCCGAUCAUUCACGCCGAAUAGAAGCUCUCCCUUGACAGUUACUGUAGACUGGCAAUCUAUCAAAUUGCAGGAGCUUGCAUCAGAUGACAAGAGAGAAGCUGGAAGAAUUCCUCGAACUAUAGAGUGUGAGCUUAUCCAGGACUUGGUGGACAGUUGUGUCCCAGGUGAUAUGGUAACCGUCGUAGGAAUUGUCAAAGUGGCAAACAGCAGUGAAGGGAAGACUAAAAACAAAGAUGACAAGUGCAUGUUUUUUUUGUACAUUGAGGCCAACUCUAUCAGUAACAGUAAAGGGCGAAGAAUUUUGAGUUCUGAAGAGGUAUCUGGUGAAACAGCCUCCAUGGAAUUUACACUUAAAGAGCUUUAUGCAAUUCAAGAAAUUCAAGCUGAAGAGAACCUUCUCAAGUUAUUUGUUAACUCCUUAUGUCCUGCUAUAUAUGGUCAUGAGCUUGUCAAAGCAGGAUUGGCAUUGGCACUCUUUGGAGGCUGUCAAAAAUAUGUGGAUGAUAAAAAUCGCAUUCCAAUCAGAGGCGAUCCUCAUGUGCUUAUAGUCGGUGACCCUGGACUCGGAAAGAGUCAAAUGUUACAGGCAAUAUGUAAUGUUGCUCCACGUGGUGUUUAUGUCUGUGGUAACACCACCACCAGUUCGGGACUUACUGUCACCUUAUCAAAGGACAGUGGAUCAGGAGAUUUUGCACUGGAAGCAGGGGCUCUUGUACUUGGUGAUCAAGGCAUUUGUUGCAUUGAUGAAUUUGAUAAAAUGGGUAACCAGCACCAAGCCUUACUGGAAGCCAUGGAGCAACAGAGUAUCAGUCUGGCCAAAGCUGGAAUUGUUUGCAAUUUACCUGCCAGAACUUCAAUUCUUGCAGCUGCUAAUCCAGUUGGGGGACAUUACAGUAAAGCUAAAACAGUCUCUGAGAAUUUAAAAAUGGGAAGUGCCCUACUUUCAAGAUUUGAUUUGGUAUUUAUUCUGCUUGAUACUCCAAAUGAAGAUCAUGACAACCUUCUUUCAGAACAUGUCAUGGCUUUGCAUGCUGGGAAGAAAGCAACCUUGAGCAGUGCCAUAGUUUUACGUCAAGGCACACAAGACGCUAAUACAUCGAUCCUUGAAGUUGCUUCAGAUAGGCCAUUAUCAGAAAGAUUAAAGGUUUACCCUGGAGAACACUUUGAUCCUAUUCCUCAUCAGUUACUGAGAAAAUAUGUAGGAUAUGCACGCCGUUAUGUUUGUCCAAAGUUAUCUGCUGAAGCAGCUCAAGUACUUCAAGACUUUUAUCUAGAGCUGAGGAGACAAAAUCAAGGUCCAGAUAGUACUCCAAUUACUACAAGACAGCUGGAGUCUCUUAUAAGGCUUACAGAGGCAAGAGCAAAAUUAGAACUCAGAGAAAAUGCAACAAAAAGUGAUGCAGAAGACGUCGUGGACAUCAUGAAACAUAGCUUAUUAGAUACUUUCUCUGACGAGUUUGGAAGAUUGGAUUUUCAACGCUCGCAGCAUGGUUCUGGAAUGAGCAAACGGUCCCAGGCAAAAAGAUUUGUGGCUGCUCUGAACAGAAUAGCAGAACAGACUUACAAGACUGUUUUUGAAUUUCACCAACUCAAGCAGUUAGCUAGAGAAAUACAGAUACAGGUGUCUGACUUUGAAGGAUUUAUCCAUUCUUUGAAUGACCAGGGAUACUUGUUAAAAAAGGGACCAAGACUUUAUCAGCUCCAGACCGUGUGAUUGCAGAUUGAUCACAAAAAUAUCUUUGUGGAAUUGUACUAACUCCUUUAAAGGAGAACAAAAGCAAGGAGAACUGAAAUGACAUCCACCUUUGGUGAUUUGGUUAUUAUAUUAUAAAUGUCUGAAGGUUCAAAUUAGUAAAAUAGUGUGGAAUGGUUGAACCAUUUAAUAAUAACCUGUGAAGAGAAAGUAUUCUUAACUUUUCAGGUGCAGUGACCUUUCUGAUGUGAAGAAGUGUCACUGGAUUUGUAAUGAUGCAGAGGUUCUCCAGAAAUUUCUGUUUUUAUUUCACAUUUCCAGCAUGCACAGUUAUUUGUUCAAUUUAGUUAAUAUCUGAGAUUUGAACGAAAUACUCAUCUGGCUUUAAAAAUGUAACUAGCCCAUUCAGGUUAGAUAGAUGCACACAUUUGUUUCAUUUCAUAACCUUUAGAAAGUAUUGAUUGGAAUAGAUUUGUUUGUCCUCAUUACAUCCCCAAUUUCAAAGAUAAGAGUUACUGUUGAACUCUAAAUUUGAGGUAGAGCAGCAUGUUGAUAAUUUGCUGUGUUACAGAAAGAUGGGCUUGUACCACAGCCUGUGUAUUCCACGUAACUAGUUCUGGUGUUGGCUGUAGUUUUGAAAAAAGAAUGUAAAUUGAUUUGGGAACAUCAGAAGGAAGAAAGUUGCACUACAUUGUUCCUGUGGACUUUCCAUCUUAUUGGUGCAUUGCAUCCUGCUUUGGAAAGAUGGAGAAUAGAAAGCUGACAGUUGUUCUCUGUUGAAAUUAUAUAGUGGGCUGGAUGGAGUUAAUUGGACCAGUGUGUUUAGGUGGACGAUAAUUGCAAUUUUAAAAUUGUACAAUUCUGACUAUUUAAUAUCUGCCUGUAUGAAAUUCUUAACUUAAAUUCUAUGCUGGAAACGUCUUCUGUUAACUUGCCACUUCAGAGCUGCACCCUACCAGUGGUAGCAUUAUAGAAUCUCUACUGGUGGUAGUGUAAUUACAAAUAUAAAUUUUACAUCAAUUUUCAUCACAAAGGCCAAAGCGCUAAGAAUUUAUACUGGAAGAAGGUUGAUUUAAGUCUGAGAUGCAUGAGUUUUAAUAAUCAUACAAAUGAGUCACAAUAAAACCUGUUGGAGCUUUAUUAAUAUGUCUUUGGGUAUUGAAAUUUAAAUAAUAUCUUGGCCUUGAGGGUGCUUAUUACCUCAACAGAUUUUUAUCUGUGAUUGUCACAAAAUAUGAUGUGGAAGUAUUUGGUUUAUGUGGAUUCAAUGCAUUAGUAGGGAUGAAGGGCCUGUUUAGACCACCUCCACAAAUGUGUAGUGAGAAGUCAGAAUUUUUGAAGAAAGAACCUUUUCAAUGUAAAACCAUUGCUGUUAAAUGAGUCUUUUUAUUUUGGUAGAUGUUUAGAUUAGUAAAUAAGUGUUUUCUCAAUUCAUUGUAGAAAUUUUACUUCAAAUGUUGGUGAAAAGUGUAACUUAUACCAAAAAUCUGUAAUUCUGUUAUGUGUAAA